Messenger RNA from Paramecium primaurelia, 368 nucleotides. The record is from the annotation of a GenBank genome assembly. Lineage: Eukaryota; Ciliophora; Oligohymenophorea; Peniculida; Parameciidae.
AUAAUGGCAAAACAUCAUCCCGAUUUAAUUAUGUGUCGUAAAUAACCAGGUAUAGCAAUUGGUAGAUUAUGUGAGAAAUGUGAUGGUAAAUGUGUGAUAUGUGAUUCAUAUGUCAGACCUAGUGUUUUAGUAAAAAUUUGUGAUGAAUGCAAUUAUGGAAGUUUUUAAGGUAGAUGUGUUAUAUGUGGAGGUGUUGGAGUUAGUGGUAUUUAUAAUUUAUAAUAUUAGAUGCAUAUUAUUGUAGAGAAUGUGUUCAAUAAGAAAAGGAUAGAGAUGGAUGUCCUAAAAUUGUAAAUUUGGGAUCUGCUAAAACAGAUUUAUUUUAUGAAAGAAAGAAAUACGGAUUUAAAAAAAGAUGAUUAUUAAUU